This is a messenger RNA of Penicillium paradoxum, 519 nucleotides long. RefSeq names its product putative COPII vesicles protein Yip3. Gene Ontology annotation, cellular component: Golgi apparatus. The record is from RefSeq and is a predicted model, not a curated record. Lineage: Eukaryota; Fungi; Ascomycota; Eurotiomycetes; Eurotiales; Aspergillaceae. Bases 1 to 519 code for a protein of 172 amino acids. The transcript has a single exon.
AUGGUCUCCAUCCCCAUUGACAUGCUUACUUCGCGUUUUGGUGAUCGCCUCAGCAGCCUGCGCAGCACCUCGUUGAGUACGCGAUUCUCAAACCUGCGCCCGGUCUCGGAGUUUCUCGAUCUCAAGCGCCUGUCCAAGCCCGCCAAUUUCGCGGAAGCCCAGAGCCGCGUCAACUACAACCUGUCCUACUUCUCCAGCAACUAUGCCGUCGUGUUUGUGAUGCUCAGCAUCUACAGCUUGCUGACCAACCUGGUGCUGCUGUUCGACAUGAUCUUUGUGACCUGCGGUAUCUACGGAAUCAACAAGCUGCAAGGCCGUGAUCUGGAUCUGGGCUUCUCUCGAUUCACCACUUCCCAGCUCUACACCGGACUGCUCAUCAUCGGUAUCCCCGUUGGUAUCUGGGCCUCGCCUCUGGCGACUGCUCUGUGGUUGAUCGGCGCUACUGGCGUGACCGUCUUUGGCCACGCUGCUUUAUUGGACAAACCGAUUGAAAAUGCUUUUUGCGAGGAGGCGGUCUAG